GAGAAAACUGAUACUCGUGUUUCUAAAUCAUAAGGAAUGCAUUCGCAGAAUCUUUAUUGUCUUGUGAAUUUUCGUGACAGUGAGAAAAUUGCCGCGCGUCCUAAGAGUGGCUCUUUCGGACGUCUUUCCCCUCGCCCAAUUGAUUUUACGCGGUUAGCAAGAGCACAUUCGUCCGACAAUAUUCUAAUUUGGGACAGUUUGAUUGAUUUGUCCGCCAAGUAUUCUUAGAAACUGUCUGCGUUUUUCCAGGGUGCUUGAACUGUUCUGGCGUCAACAGUUACCAUGACGUGAGGGCAGUGGAUUCGUAAGGCUAAAAAGAGCAAAGGUUUUAUCGCGAAAGAGACGGCACUCAUUUACAUGCGGAAUAUCAAGGAAUCGUGGAAAGCAUGAACUUUACGCGUGCGAUGCGCUAACUCGUUUUGGGCUUCGCGCCGCAUCCCACUUUGCGAGUUAUUCGAGAACGAGACAUUUCGUCCGAGACCCACGCAACGCCUGUCGCGUCCUUAACAGAUACUGAACUUGAAUUGAUUUCUUUCCGAAAAGAAAGCUUUUGUUUGAAAAAUUUAUGCCAUUUUUGAAGGACUGUUUUGGCUUCAUUUGAAAAAGCAUGGAUGAGUCCAAACCGGAGAUAGAUUCCGUUCAUCGGGCUCAUGAUCAGGAAACCCAAACAACGUUUGAUGUGAACCACAGGGAACCAACUAAUAAUAGGACUUCCUCUAUUGAGAGCAGAAGACCGCAUGGCUAUCCACCAUACAACCACAGGCACACACAGUCAUGGAGUGCAGGCCACCCUUAUCAUGCAGCACCAUAUCCUGAGUACUACCCAUAUGACAUGCACUAUCCACCCCCUCAUCAUCCACCUCCCUCUAUGCCAGCUCCACCUCAUGCAAACCACUAUUACCCAGGACGAACACCUCACUGGCAUAGCCAUCCUCCAAGCCCUGUGUUACCAUCACAUCUAUCUCCCAUUCCCCAUCCCCAUUCACCUUACCGCCCUUAUCAUUACCAUCACCCAGAUGCAUUUUAUCCAAAUCCUCCUUCCAUGCAUGGAGUUGCACCUCCACUAAGCAGUUCCCGUGAGAGAAGACACACUGACUCUGAUAUUGCCCGCCCCAAAGCAGAAUGGCCCCCUGGUUAUCAGCCUUUUGUUAAACCUGUGAUACCAUCGGACUAUCUGGCAAAUCUGCACAGAAAUCCAGCAUCUGAGUAUGGAGGGCCACCAUCCACUGCGACAUCUCUGCGGUCUACAGUUAUUGACCUGCCACAUUCCAGCUUUCCAAGCCCAAGGCUGUCAGCAAAACUUAGUCGGAAACGGGCACAUUCCAAUACCCCAUCAUCUGUUGAAUCUAUUGACUUGAACGCAUUAAUUCGAGGCUCACCAGAUUCCUUAUCAGGGUACCUUGGUCCAGCAAGGGUGUCUUCAGCAGGUUCCUUUGGUCACUUGAGUCCCAUUGGUUUUUGCACCUCUCCUGGAUCUCACCAAGCUAGUUGUUAUCCUGUUGCAAGAACUGUGUUCAUCACACCCCCACCUAUUGCCACUCCUCGAAUACCAACACCAUCUUCAACAAGUCGAGAUGCACUGCCCAGCUCAACAACUGGAGCUGAAGGAACCAAGGAAGAAAUGUCUGAAAGCAUGAGUUGUGCUGAGUCAUCACAGGUGUCUAGGGCUAAAGAACCACAGGGCACUUCCUGUAAGGAGGAAAGUAUGGAUGUUUGUCCUCUUGACUCUACAACAUCACCUGGUGCUUCAGAAGUGAAGCAGGAAGGCUCAGACAAUGAAGGAGAAGAGAAUCAAGGAGAGCAGGAUCAAGAGCGAGAUUUGACUUGCCAUUGGAAGGAAUGUCAAAAGCUGUUUGAAACACAGGAUGAUCUGGUCAAACAUGUCAACACUGACCACAUCAAGAAAGAUCGCAAGGACUUCACUUGCUACUGGGAUGGCUGCACCAGAGAGAAGAAACCCUUUAAAGCCCAGUACAUGUUGGUGGUACACAUGCGACGUCACACAGGGGAGAAGCCACAUAAAUGCACUUAUGAAGGCUGCAACAAGGCUUACUCCAGACUUGAGAAUCUCAAAACUCACCUCCGUUCACAUACUGGGGAGAGGCCAUAUGUUUGUGAAGUGGAAGGGUGCAAUAAAGCUUUCUCUAAUGCUUCUGACAGAGCCAAGCAUCAAAACAGGACACAUUCUUCUGUGAAACCUUAUGUCUGUAAGGUACCAGGCUGCCCAAAGAGGUACACAGAUCCCAGCUCACUGAGGAAACAUACAAAAACUGUCCAUGGAGAACAAGGAAUUAAGAGGCUAAAAGCGGAAGGCAGUAGAGAAAAGCCACAACCCAAUUCUGACAAAAAAGGUAAUUUAUCUUCUGACAAAGGCCAAGGCUCCAACACUUCUAGCAGUGGUACACAAGCAUCACAGCCAAUGAGCAAUCAUGUCGAAGAACCCAUGUCACCUGGACAAGAUGGAUCAAGUAGUGCAGGUAGUGUGAUUCAAGCUGGAAGCUGCUCCCAAACAAUUGUAGGCAGUAGCUUUGAUGGGGAUGUUGUCUCUUCAAGCUGUGAGAGAACCCCAGGAGGCCUUGACAUUCCAUCUAGCCGGGAGAGUCCAAGAAACAUGGGCAAUUCCAUGUUGGGGGUGUCGCCAAGAAGUCCUCCAUUUGUAAGCCAACUUCCAGAUAUCAUAGAAGGAGACUGGGAACCUGGAGAGAACGGUGCUGUGACUACUGCACAAGAGGUCAGACCACCAGCACCGAGUGUCAAUCUUCCAAAAAUCGAUGUUCACAAAAGGGACGUUGCCCAGUGGGUGAGUGAUGUUCACCGCAGGAUGAGCCAAACAUCACGGAGAUCAAGUGAUGGCAGCCAUUUAUCUGUGGAGCUUGGUGAUGCAAGCAGAAGGUCUAGCCAAGAAAGUGGUUGGUCUUCUUAUGGCAGUCAUCGAUCUAGCCUGGCUAGCCCCUUUCCAACCACAAAUAUUCAACCUCAAGAGGUUAUACCGCACUAUCCAAGUGGGUGUCCUCCACCUGUACCUACUGGUAUGACUCCUCUUCAUUGCAGACCAAAUUUACAUCCUUUUGAUAGUAGUGAUGACACUCUUCGUCGAACCAGUGAGACAAGCACUUGCAGCAAUCAAAGUGCACCUUACAACAGACUGAGCCGUAAUAGUAGUGGUUAUGGAAGUCAGUCAAACUUAGCAGUUAUUCGUAGUCCCAUUUUCCACAAGAUCCCACCCUCCUCUCACUUACUCCCACAAAGAAAUAACUGCAACAAUGCUGCAAACAGAAGGAAAAGUGACACUGUGAUAUGCGAGGCAGAUAGUUCUGGGGGUUACUUGCCCCAAAAUGGAAAAAGUGAGCUGCGCCGUAGUAGUGAACCAAUCAGGCAAUCAAGAGCACAUAUGAGUAGGCCGGAGCCUCUAAAUGGCAUAGUCAACAGGCAAGUGAUGCUAAUGCCAAACGUAAAUGAAACAGAGCUUAUUUGUGGGGAUGUAGAUCCACAAGAGUUUGAUGCAUAUCUAAAUGGACAAGGGCAAGGGCAGUUGGAACCAACUCCUCCCUUGCAUCCUCCUCCAGUACGUCAAGUUAUGUCAGUUUCCCAACCUCAUCAGACACAACGAUUGCGCCACUACCCAUAUCCUGAAGAACAAGAGGCAGCUCAGCAACCCCAUCAACUCAGUUUACAGACUGUGCAUCAUCGACCACAGCCGUGCCUUCAGAGAAAUUCUCAACAAGUGCAGUGGCCACAGUCCAGCUACAGAAGUGAGCAACUACUUAGUGUACCAGAUGUCAGUGGUGGCUUUUACCCAGCCUCAGAGAAUGCAGCAUAUAGUACUUCAGGGGAACAGACCCCUGCUCAGAAGACCCAGUGUGACAUGGCAAAUCAUGAAAUAGAUGCCAUGGUGUCAGGGAUGGGAUUGCUAUCCACUGAAAAUGGUGGUGUGUCAGAAUUUGUCGGAAAUGGAAACAUGGUAGUUAAUGACAUGAAUACUUUAUUGAACUCUCUACGCGAGGAAGAGAGGUACUUAGAAAUGUGUCAGAACUCUAGAGGUCAAGCAACUGGAAGUGCAAUGUCCAUAUUUUAAGUUUAGAUGUAGGCAGACUGAUCAAAAACAAGGACUGUCUUCUUUCACUAGGGCUGGAUCAACUUGAAAGAAACAGGGUGUAAAGGAAAAGCAGAUGUCCAUAUGUAAAUUUGUGCCAAUUGUUUGUGAUCAUAUGGAACACAAAGGCACCCCACACAUUUUAGACAUAGUCUGAACAAAAGCCCAAUUAUCUCAGUUCUCAAGACUGUUCUGUUUCAUUUAUGGAAUGGCCAGUUGUCAAUGGAAAGAGCCUGACUGUUUUUGGUCUCCUGUUAACAAAUUAAAAUUAUAGAGACCACUAAGGGUACAGAAUUAGUUCCUUGGGAAAACACUCACAACUAAAUGUGCUGCAAAUCAUGGAUAAUAUGUGUAGGGGGAAGGGGAAGGGGGGGGGGAGGGUUGUAGAAAACAUCCUAUGAAAAAAACCACUCUUUGUAAUGAUUAGUAGCCUGAGUAUUUGGAAAGUGAAAUUCAUGUGUUAUAGGACAAUCAGAUAAUAUAAAGUGCAAAAUGCGUUGCUCUGUAGAAAUAGAUCAUUUUAUACAAAGUAUAUUUGUGAUGCAAUAAUGACUAUUUAAGAUAUUACUGAGUACUUAAUUCUUUUAUUUUCAAGAUUUUAAUACAAAUUCUCUGCGUUGUCUGCCAUACAUUUCUUCCAAGGUUAGCUCUGAGAAUUUGGUCUUGAAUCAAGAUGUUUAGUUGUUGUUUUUUUUCUUGUUGAGAUGAAUUCCCAUUUUAUGUCUCCUGUGAAUAGGAUGGUUGAGCUGAAGUUGAUUGGCUAUAAAACAUCCAACACUCAUUAAUUAAAUGCAGUGGUAUUGAACCUGCCAUUAACCUUUUAUACUUUAACAUCGGUACGCAUUUUCUCCAAACUGUUCUCUCUUCAUUUCCUAAGGUGCUGACAAAGAGAAUUUUUAGACAAUGAAGAGCUUCAUAGUUGGUGAUCAUUUUCCUUACUCACACCAUCUUAAGGUGAAAUUCAGGGGUGAUGUUGUCACUAUAGAUUAGACACUAGUCACCCUCUGGGGUCAAAGGAUUUACUGUACAAGCUUAAUUUUCUGGUGAUGUAUCAAAGAUUUCAAUCUUGCGUUCUUGACAUGAGGCAAAUUUAAUUGCCUUCAAAAUUUAAUUUGUAGUUACAGUGCCACAGAAAUCUACAUGUGGGAGUGACAAUCAAUAGCUUUGACGACAAAUAUGCAUACUUUUGUACCAUUGCACACAAUUGUGAAUUAAGCUUUAAGCUGUGAAUGGUAAAUUCCCUAAUGCAGCAAAGACAGUUUUUAUGAACUUUAAUGUCAUAGUUUACACUUCAACUUUUUGUCAUAAAGUUGCAAAAUUUACCACCUGUUUGUUUUAUAAAGUUGUAAUUACCUGUAUUUUCCUCCCUCUCUUCAGCCUCCACAUCUUUGGAUAUUAACUGUUAGGGUAGUAAUACUAUUAAAGAUUCCUGUUGAUUCUUACCCAA
Messenger RNA from Pocillopora damicornis (cauliflower coral), 5540 nucleotides. RefSeq lists its product as uncharacterized. Gene Ontology annotation, molecular function: RNA polymerase II cis-regulatory region sequence-specific DNA binding; DNA-binding transcription factor activity, RNA polymerase II-specific. NCBI's taxonomy places the organism in Eukaryota, Metazoa, Cnidaria, Anthozoa, Scleractinia, Pocilloporidae. The record is from RefSeq and is a predicted model, not a curated record. Gene Ontology annotation, cellular component: nucleus. Gene Ontology annotation, biological process: regulation of transcription by RNA polymerase II.